Desarmillaria tabescens is the source of this 2812-nucleotide messenger RNA. RefSeq lists its product as uncharacterized. Gene Ontology annotation, molecular function: metal ion binding; RNA binding. The coding region runs from base 84 to 2603 and encodes 839 amino acids. The transcript is spliced from 7 exons. Lineage: Eukaryota; Fungi; Basidiomycota; Agaricomycetes; Agaricales; Physalacriaceae. Gene Ontology annotation, cellular component: nucleus. The record is from RefSeq and is a predicted model, not a curated record. Gene Ontology annotation, biological process: mRNA processing.
AUUCUCUCUCUCGUGCUCAUUUUGCUCUAUCUUCUGCUUGCGCUACUCCAGCAGAAAUUCGUUGCUCACUAUCAUUUAUUCUUAUGGUUUUUGACCCUACUAACUCUCAACACCUCAAGCCGUGGCUCGUUAGAACACUAGAACCAAUAUGCGAUGCUGAACCUGGUGCACUGGCUGAAUACAUUCUAGCCCUUCUCAAACACAAUGUGCCCGAGAGUGAAAUGCGAAAGGAAUUGGCUGUUCAGCUGGACGAAUUUCUCGAGAAAGAAUGCCAGCCGUUUCUCGACACAUUAUUCACUGUUCUACGCACCAAGUCUUAUUUACCGUAUUCUGCAUCGCCCUCAACGCCCUCCUUUCCCGACAAAACCCUUGACACUGGUAUUCCCAUCCCCCUUGACGGUCUCGUUUCCCCUUCUAUACCUUCCUCGCCUGACCGCAUCCGCAAAAGAGGUAUUGAUGAUGAUAGGGAUGGUCGGCCUGCCAAGGGACCCCGUUUAAGUGAUGACAGUCAGUUUUCGCGCUAUGGUAGCAACAGAGGCGGCAUGGAUUCGCGGUCAACGGGAGGUUGGAACUCACGAGCGGACAAACCUGCAAAUGGUUAUCGGGAUGGUUCGUCUCAAUCUAGGGGCGUCGGUAUGGGGCAAAUGAAUGGCAGGCGACCACAAGCAUAUCAGCCGCCGGACAUGAAACGAGGGAUAUGCAGAGACUACCAUAACAACGGCUACUGUGCUCGCGGUGCUUUCUGUAAAUUCAGCCAUGGAGAGGAUGCCGUUGUUCCCAGUCAAAUGUUCCCCAUGAAUGGUGCUGGCAUGACAGGUGCUGGAAUGCCAUUUAUACCCAUGUUUGGCCAAGGUUUUGGGAUGCAAAACGGACCUGUUGCAGCUUACGACCCUCACGAGUCCCGCAUGGAUAUGAGGAUGGGUAACGGACGGUCACAGAUGCGGCCUGCUUUUCUUCCCAGAGUUGACGAUGGACAGAUAGUUCAUGCCUCUGGUGAACUACCUGUCAUUCAAGAUCUCACCCCGAAUAUCCCGCACAAUGACAUUACGCCUAAUCCCACCUCAGAAACUAGCGUCUCCCAGUCAUCGUCACCCCAACAUCCAUCUUCAUCACAAAUACAACACCCCCACCUUCCUGACCUUAAUGACGACGUGGCAAAUGGCCAGCAAGCAAAAUAUAAUGAAGACAUUGAAAUGACUUCAGUACCGUCGUUAUCUCAGAAUGGCGGCUAUUCCACUGGGGUACGUGGGCCCACUGGUCGAGGGCGAGGUACCUUCGGUGAUGUCCCAGGUAUCCGCCCGGAAAAGAGGAAUGACAAAACAUUGGUUGUUGAAAAGAUUCCUGAUGACAAGCUGUCCUUGGAGCAGGUUAACGAUUGGUUCAAAAAGUUCGGCAAAGUCACCAAUGUUGCUAUCGAUCGACCGCACGGGAAAGCUCUUGUCAGCUUUGAGGAACACAGGGAAGCGUAUGUAGCGUGGAAAUCCCAAGACGCAGUUUUCAACAAUCGUUUUGUUAAAGUGUUCUGGCAUAGACCGAUGGAAGGACAUGGCCAGAUCGGUGCACGUAUGUUGGCAGCUUCGGCGCCUAUCGUUGCCAAUAUCUCAGCGAAAGCAGCUUCUGCCACCCCGCCAGCAACAUCCGUCACUGGCCCUCCGACUCCUGCACGAAAAUCCGCCAUUGCAUCUUCAUCAAGCGCGACAGCGCUUGCCGAAAAACAGCGACGGCUGGAGCAGCAGAUUGCUGAGCAGAAAUCGCUAAUGGCCUCUCUCGCGUCUGCCUCCGGAGAAGAGAAGAAAAGCAUCAUGGCUCGACUCAGAAAAUUGGGUGACGAGAUCACUGUGGGAUCAUCAUCUGCCAAGUCGAGCUCAGCUCCAGUGAAGAUGCCCUCGAAUCCUACUCAGAUUGCUGACGAACGACAACAAAAGGAGCGUGCGCGUCUGGAUAAGGAGCUGGAUUUCCACAGUGCUGUAACUGCCGUAGAGGGCGAAGGAGAAAUCGCAGAAGAUCUCAAGGCUAAGUUGGAAAGACUGAAAGCCGAGGCUGCUAGCCUGGGUUUAUCAGACGCUGAACCUAACUACGUUGGAUCGCAUAGACCGUAUCGGGGCAGAGGGCGUGGAGCACCCCGCAGUUAUUAUAGGGGCGCAGCUCGUGGUGUUGGUCGACCAAGUAUGAAGCUUGACAAUCGGCCCAAAAGACUUCGUGUUCGUGGCGUUUCCAGUGAGAAAAUGCAGGCGCUUAAGGACUGGUACGAGGCAACCGGUCAGGUUGACUCACUAUCUACUUUGGAAGAUGGCGAUGUCGUGGUGUCGUUCAGAACACGAGCAGCUGCAGAACAGGGACUGGCCAAAGGAACCAGCAUACCGACCGUCGGUGAUGUUCACUUAUCAUGGCACACUGACUCACUUCCACGGUCACCUUCGGCGACAGUUACACCGGCCGCUGAAUCGAAUCCUCCUUCGCAGGAGGUACCGGGCCCUAGGGAUGGGCAUUCACCAGCUCCCGAACCCGAUACAGAGUCCAAGGGUUCUCCCAACGCACAGGAAGAGGAAGUAAUAGCUAGUGGUUGGGGUGGUGAUGGGGAAGACGGUAUGGGCAUGUUUUAAUCUUGUAUGAAUGUGGUAUCAUGUUGUGCUAUUACAAUUCCCGCCUUCCAUCGUCCUUAAAACAUUGGAUGGACUUCAGCCUACCUUUUUGAAGGAAACUUUGCAGCGCCAAAUUAUGAGACUUGAAUACUAUUAAGGUAUUGCAACCUUGAGCGGACUGCGCCGUACUAGCAGCUUGUAGAGGUUCGGAAGUACAAAUUAAUUCAAAC